This is a messenger RNA of Cooperia oncophora, 270 nucleotides long. The record is from the annotation of a GenBank genome assembly. Lineage: Eukaryota; Metazoa; Nematoda; Chromadorea; Rhabditida; Trichostrongylidae.
AUGAAAAAAGAUAUUCGGAAAACGUGCUGUACACUACUCUCUCAAUCGUCAUUGCCACGGAGAGCUCCGCUGCUGUCCACUUUCCAGCAGUGCUCGAUUCUACGACGAGCCAGUUCUAACUGUCCAGCAGAUGGAUACGUCUUCUGCGAUGCUGCUCCGGACACGAACCCGACAACAAUGCAAAUUGAAUUCUUUAAUUCAACCGGUUCCGUAGUGCGGACCAUUCAAAGAGAUGGCACAUCCCUUAACGCUCGGCACGAAGUAGAUUGA